This is a messenger RNA of Apis dorsata (giant honeybee), 931 nucleotides long. RefSeq names its product odorant receptor 85c-like. Gene Ontology annotation, molecular function: olfactory receptor activity; odorant binding. The coding region runs from base 30 to 827 and encodes 265 amino acids. Gene Ontology annotation, cellular component: plasma membrane. Lineage: Eukaryota; Metazoa; Arthropoda; Insecta; Hymenoptera; Apidae. Gene Ontology annotation, biological process: sensory perception of smell; detection of chemical stimulus involved in sensory perception of smell. The transcript has 5 exons. The record is from RefSeq and is a predicted model, not a curated record.
UCGACAAAUAUCAUACACGUAACAAAGUGAUGUUCUUUGGAUUUUGCGCGAUAGGAGCUUGCCUAGGAUUCGCACUGCUGUGCUUCACGCCUAUGGAGAACGGUUUGCCGAUCAGGGCAAAGUAUCCCUUGAACACGACCGUAUCACCUUGGCACGAGAUCAGUUUCUUCGUUGAAACUUGCGCCGUAUCUGGCGGUCUGUUAGGAAUAAUCGUAAUGGACAGCAUGACGACUUUCAAGUGCAGCUUGAUCACGAUGCUAUUGGACGCGUUGAAUGUCAAUUUUGAAAAUUGUAACUAUGAAACGAAGCAGACGAAUAUAUACAAGGAAAAACGGAAUAAUAAUAAUAGAUUCCUCGAUCGUUACAAGAAGUGUGUUCAAUUUCAUCAACGAUUAGUAAUCAUAUCGAAGGAUUACAACGAGAUAUACAAUUUAAGCAUGUUCGUUCAGAUGCUUUCCAGCACCUCGAUCAUAUGUCUGACUGGUUUUCAAGCUGUUGUGGUCGGAGGGCAAAGUUCGAAUAUUAUGAAGUACGGGAUUUAUCUUAGCGCGGCUAUGUCUCAACUCUUCUACAUCUGUUGGUUAGGGAACGAGCUCUGUUACGCGAGUUCGAUGUUGGACAAAAGUCAAUGGUUCUCGGGAUGGCAACACGAGCGUUUGACCGAUAUCGCUCAAGUGUUCACGUUAUCCACGGUGUUCACCAGAAAAUCUAUAAUUCUAAGAGCAAGUGUAUUUUACAUUCUGUCUUUGGAAACUUUUAUCGUGAUUAUAAAGAGAUCUUACUCGUUUUUUACCUUAUUGAACAACAUGGAUUUAACGGAUCAUUAACACCGUCGUUCUGCCGUCUUUAUUGCCGUAUUAACAUGCAAGAAGACGCGCAAAGAAGCAUCGAUUCGUAAUAUUCCCCGGUUAAAAAACGGUAAACGGAAGCU